Messenger RNA from Carcharodon carcharias (great white shark), 2798 nucleotides. RefSeq names its product sodium-dependent phosphate transporter 1-like. Gene Ontology annotation, cellular component: membrane. Bases 202 to 2208 code for a protein of 668 amino acids. The record is from RefSeq and is a predicted model, not a curated record. The transcript has 10 exons. Lineage: Eukaryota; Metazoa; Chordata; Chondrichthyes; Lamniformes; Lamnidae. Gene Ontology annotation, biological process: phosphate ion transmembrane transport. Gene Ontology annotation, molecular function: phosphate transmembrane transporter activity.
GUAAGACAAAUGAUUAAGCACAGUGGAUAGCAAUUACUGCUGCACAAUACUUGAGUGUAGUGCAUAUUAAUCUUCAUAGUCUAUUUAAUCCAGUUAUUUAUUACAUAUCCAAAUAUUUUGUUACCUUAUUUUGUAUAUUUAAGUCAAUAGUAUUUUUUUAAAACUCAGUACCUCUAAAAAGCAUUACAAGCCCGAGUGACCAUGGCACUAGAUGAGUACGUGUGGAUGGUUGUAGUUGGUUUCAUCAUUGCAUUUAUUCUGGCGUUUUCGGUGGGGGCCAAUGACGUUGCCAAUUCAUUUGGGACGGCGGUUGGUUCGGGAGUACUGACACUCAGGAAGGCCUGUGUCUUGGCAACCAUCUUCGAGACAGUGGGUUCUGUGCUGUUGGGUGCCAGAGUCAGUGAGACCAUCCGCAAAGGAAUAAUUGAUGUGGAGGUGUUCAACUCGAGUCAGCAAGUGCUAAUGGCUGGAUCAGUCAGUUCCAUGUUUGGUUCUGCUGUCUGGCAGUUACUGGCUUCAUUUUUGAAGCUCCCUAUAUCUGGUACCCAUUGCAUUGUGGGUGCUACCAUUGGUUUCUGUUUGGUGGCUACAGGUGCCCAUGGUGUCAAGUGGUUGGAGCUGCUCAAGAUAGUGGCUUCUUGGUUCAUCUCACCACUGCUGUCUGGAAUCAUGUCUGCUGCUGUCUUUUACUUUGUCCGUUUCUUCAUCUUACAUAAGGCUGACCCAGUGCCAAACGGUCUCCGAGCCCUGCCUGUUUUCUAUGCCUGUACAAUUGCGAUAAACCUUUUCUCCAUCCUGUACACAGGAGCACCUUUGUUGGGAUUUGACCGGAUUCCCCUUUGGGGCACAGUGCUGAUUACAUUGGGGAGUAGUGUCAUCUGUGCUCUCUUCAUUUGGUUCGUCAUCUGUCCCAGAAUGAAGAGAAAAAUUGAAAGAGAGGUCAAAGCCCAUAAGGCACACAGUGUACUAGAUAAGAAGAAUGAUGAUUACUAUUCAGUUCCCAAGGAUGAACUGGAAGAGACUCAUUUGAAGGUUCUGUUGACUGAUGCAGCAUCUGAAAUAAAGACUCCCCUUACAGAUGGGGUUUCUGUUCUACCAGCCAAGCAGAGUUUGGAGAAGUCAAGUGGAAGAAUUGCUUUCAUCGGAGAUUCAGCAGAGGAUUUAAGGAAAGAAAGUGGAGAGAUGAAAGAAACCAAUAUUGACCAUGUGAUGAAUGGGACUGUGCAAUUUGGAAGCAAUCAUGUGCAGUUCAACCAGGUUAUUGGUGAUCAAACAAGUACCAAUGGCUACAGUGGUCACUAUCACACUGUACACAAGGAUUCAGGAUUGUACAAAGAACUUCUUCACAAGUUGCACUUAGCCAAAAUGAUUGACUGUUCUGGGGACUCGAAUGAACCAAGCAGCAGGCCACUACGUCGCAACAACAGCUAUACGUGUUACACCAUGGCAAUUUGUGGCAUGCCUCUUGAUUCCUUCAAGCCCAAAGAAGGGGAAGCAAAAGCUGAGGAAAUGGAAAAACUGACAUCAUCUGGCUUGGAAUCGAAAAAACGUAUCAGACAGGAUAGUUACAGCAGCUACUGUAAUGCUAUGGCUGAUUCCAACAAGAGUACUGAGGAUGGAAGCGUGAAGCUUGAAAUUGACCUGGGAGACCGUAAAUGCAGUGAUGGGUCGGUGGAGGAAUGGCGUGAGCAGGAAAAACCUGAAGUUGCAUUACUGUUUCAAUUCCUGCAGAUCCUGACUGCCUGCUUUGGCUCCUUUGCUCAUGGUGGUAAUGAUGUCAGCAAUGCAAUUGGUCCUUUGGUGGCUCUGUGGGUUGUUUACUACACGGGAGAUGUUGCCUCAAAAAUGGAAACUCCAAUCUGGCUGCUUUUGUACGGAGGUGUGGGCAUAUGUCUUGGUCUGUGGGUCUGGGGGCGGAGAGUUAUACAAACUAUGGGCAAGGAUCUGACACCAAUUACUCCCUCAAGUGGCUUCAGUAUUGAAUUGGCCUCUGCUCUUACUGUGGUGAUUGCUUCGAAUGCUGGUCUUCCUGUCAGUACGACACAUUGCAAGGUAGGGUCAGUUGUAGCUGUUGGCUGGAUGCGUGCCAAGAAAGCUGUUGACUGGCGUCUCUUCCGAAACAUCUUCAUGGCUUGGUUUGUUACAGUCCCAAUCUCCGGUCUUAUUAGUGCUGCCAUCAUGGCUUUAUUCAAAUAUGCUAUCUUAUAAGUGUGCUGAACAACUGCCUAAGCACCAUCUACAUUCAGGCAGCAUUGCUGUGGUUAUGGCCCUGUGCUUCAGUAGAGCAGUUUAUUCAGAUUGUUGUGUGAAUCCUGUAAUAUGGAAGUCAAAGCAAUCACUUGAGUCUUCAAAACAUCAGUAUACAUUUAAAUAGAGUCCAACUUGGCUGAAAUUGUGCUGUACAAAGUAACUUUUAGUUUCUUUUUUUUCUUAGACUUUGUGAUGCUGAAGUAAUUUGAAUGAGAGUCAAUUUUUUUGUAUAGUGAAUUUAUUACUGCAUGUUUUUAAUUAACAAGGCACAUUGCUAUUUAAUACUGUGAACUAUGAACUGGAGAAGCUUCUUAAUGACAUUUAAAAACUUGAAACAAGUAUGCAUAAAGCACUGGGAUUCUAGUUAAGCCACUUGCAUGUCCGCUUGAGCCAAUAUGAUGGUACCAAAGAGUGGGGCAAUCAAGUGCAAGAUUCACAUGUGCACAGUUUUUUUCCCCCCAAGUCUUCCAUUUAAACCUGACGAACAUUAGAAAAACAUUCAUUUGUAAUUGAAGUUAAAUGUUCAUUAAAUAUUAGCAAGCCUUGCA